AUGGUCAUCACGUCUAUCAUUGAGGCUAGUGUCGCUGUCGGUCGUCUUACCUCCUACCUCAUCGCUGAGGAGAUUCAGCCUGAUGCUAUCAUCGUCAAGCCUCCUCCCGAGGAGCUUGGAGAAGAGACGGUUGUCAUCCGUGACGGUACUUUCUCCUGGAACCGCCACGAGAAUAAGACUGUUCUUACCGAUAUUAACUUCCGCGCACACAAGGGUGAGUUGUCCUGCAUCGUGGGCCGUGUCGGUGCAGGCAAGAGUUCUUUCUUGCAGAGCAUCCUGGGCGAUCUGUGGAAGAUCAAGGGUGAAGUCGAGGUUCACGGAAAUGUUGCGUAUGUUGCCCAGAACCCUUGGAUUAUGAAUGCUACGGUCCGGGAAAACAUUGUCUUCGGUUACAGGUUCGACGCCGAGUUUUACGACAAGACGGUUAAGGCCUGCGCUCUCAUUGACGACUUUGCUCAGCUUCCUGACGGAGACGAGACGGUUGUUGGAGAACGUGGUAUCUCUCUCAGUGGUGGCCAGAAGGCUCGCGUGGCUUUGGCCAGAGCCGUCUACGCUAGGGCUGACAUCUACUUGCUGGAUGAUUGUCUUUCGGCUGUUGACUCCCACGUUGGACGUCACAUCAUCAACAAUGUCCUCGGUCCCAAGGGUCUUCUUGCCUCCAAGACCAGAGUUUUGGCCACCAACUCCAUCCCUGUCCUGGUUCAGUCCGAUUACAUCUGCUUGCUUAGCGACGGCGAGAUUGUCGAGAAGGGAACUUACCGUCAGCUCAUGGCCAUGAAGGGCCUUGUUUCCGAAGUUAUCAAGUCUGCCGGUCAAAACGAUUCUGGUUCCAGCUCACCGAGUGGUUCCUCCCCUGGUGGCAGCGACAGCGAGACCUCCACGGUGAUCGAGGCAGAAUCUAGCCAGGAGAAGGACGAAAUGGAAGCAGAGCAAGAAGGUCUCACCACACUUCAGGCCAUUAAACCUGGUCCCGGAAGUUCGUCGGCUGCUGGAAAGAGGAGAACCGGAAGCAUGGGUACUCUGCGUCGUGCCAGUACUGCAAGCUUCAGGGGUCCCAGAGGCAAGCUCGGCGACGAGGAAGCUCCGCAGAGCAAGACAAAGCAGGCUAAAGAACACUCCGAGCAAGGCAAGGUCAAGUGGUCAGUCUACGGCGAAUACGCCAAGACAAGCAACCUUGGCGCUGUUGCAUUCUACCUAUUUACUCUCGUUGCUGCCCAAACCGCCUCGAUUGUACCUCUGGUCUGCGCGGACCGCUCCGGCUCAUCCUUGUCUUGUUGCGCCUGCUCGGUCCAAACUCUCUUUGUAUUCCCUCGUCGUUCUCUUGACAAGUGUAGGUCUAACACAACAUUUCGUAUAGCUGGUGGCAUUUGGUUGAAGAGCUGGUCCGACAAGAACACUAAAGCCGGCGGCAACCCCCAAGUCGGCAAGUACCUCGGUAUCUACUUCCUGUUCGGUGUCGGCGCGGCAGGUCUUACUGUUCUGCAAACUCUUGUUCUCUGGAUCUUCUGCUCCAUCGAGGCAUCCCGAAAGCUGCAUGAGAGAAUGGCAACAGCUAUCUUCAGGUCACCGAUGUCCUUUUUCGAUGUCACACCAGCCGGCCGAAUUCUGAACCGAUUUUCCAGUGACAUCUACCGUGUGGACGAGGUACUCGCCCGGACGUUCAACAUGCUGUUCAACAAUCUCGCCAAAUCUGGGUUCACGCUUGUCCUCAUUUCCGUUGCCACGCCGCUCUUCGCUAGUCUGAUCAUACCUCUAGGUGCCAUGUACAUCUUCAUCCAGAGAUACUACUUGCGCACAUCCCGAGAGCUGAAGAGACUGGACAGUGUGAGCCGCAGUCCGAUCUAUGCUCACUUCCAAGAAUCCCUUGGCGGCAUCUCGACCAUUCGGGCAUACCGUCAACAGGAUAGAUUCGAGCUCGAGAACGAGUGGCGGGUGGAUGCGAAUCUGCGCGCAUACUUCCCCUCCAUCAGCGCUAACCGUUGGUUAGCUGUUCGAUUGGAGUUUAUCGGUGGCAUCGUUAUUCUCGCAGCUGCUGGUUUAUCUGUCAUUGCCGUCAGCAACGGUGCCAAGCUCAGCGCAGGAUGGGUGGGCCUUGCCAUGUCUUACGCCUUCACGAUUACCACCUCACUCAACUGGAUUGUCCGCCAAACUGUCGAGGUGGAGACUAACAUUGUCUCGGUCGAGCGUGUUCUCGAGUAUGCUCGUCUUCCCAGCGAAGCCCCGGAGAUUGUUCACCGCAACAGGCCGCCUGCAAGCUGGCCCGCUCGUGGCGAGGUUGAGUUCAACAACUACAGCGCGCGUUAUCGUGAGGGCCUUGACCUGGUCCUCAAAAACAUCAAGCUUGAUAUCAAGUCGCACGAGAAGAUCGGCGUUGUUGGGCGGACGGGUGCUGGCAAGUCUUCGUUGACUUUGGCCUUGUUCCGUAUCAUUGAGGCCGACUCGGGCAACAUUACCAUUGACGGAAUCAACACAUCGAGCAUUGGUUUGCUGGAUCUGCGCCGUCGCCUGGCCAUCAUUCCACAAGAUGCGGCUCUGUUUGAAGGCACGAUUCGGGACAACCUUGACCCCGGUCAUGUCCAUGAUGACACGGAACUCUGGAGCGUAUUGGAACAUGCUCGGCUAAAGGAUCAUGUCGCCUCUAUGGAAGGUGGACUCGAGGCCAAGAUCAAUGAAGGAGGAUCCAACCUUUCCCAAGGUCAACGCCAGCUGGUCUCCUUGGCCCGGGCCAUGCUUACCCCGUCCAACAUCUUGGUUCUCGACGAGGCCACGGCGGCGGUCGACGUGCAAACGGACGCCCUGCUCCAGCAGACGCUGCGUAGCCCCCUGUUCGCCAACCGUACCAUUAUCACGGUCGCGCACCGUAUCAACACUAUCCUUGACAGUGACCGCGUCGUGGUGCUCGACAAGGGUGAGGUGGCCGAGUUCGACAACCCCAAAGAGCUGAUCAAGAAGCGUGGGAUCUUUUAUGGACUGGUCAAGGAGGCUGGUCUGCUCCAGGAUGUGGAGUGA
Molecule: messenger RNA, 3009 nt
Organism: Sordaria macrospora k-hell
Lineage: Eukaryota; Fungi; Ascomycota; Sordariomycetes; Sordariales; Sordariaceae
Source: RefSeq, a predicted model, not a curated record